Messenger RNA from Anas platyrhynchos (mallard), 1857 nucleotides. RefSeq names its product dynein axonemal assembly factor 10 (gene DNAAF10). The record is from RefSeq and is a predicted model, not a curated record. Gene Ontology annotation, molecular function: protein binding. Lineage: Eukaryota; Metazoa; Chordata; Aves; Anseriformes; Anatidae.
GCAGCCGUGAGGGGGCCGCUUCCGCCGCGCCUCAGCCCGCCCCUUCCCGCCGGGCGCGAUGGCGGCGGUGGCGGCGGGUGCGGAGCGGCCGCAGGUGGUGUCGCACGUGCAGCAGGCGCUGAGCUACACGCUGUUCGACUGCAAGUGGGUGCCCCGCAGCGCGCGUCUCCUCUGCCUGGGCAGCGCCGCGCGCGGCACCGGCGUCCUGCAGCUGUACGAGCUGCGCGCCGGCCGCCUGGCGCUGCUGCGCGAGAUCGAGAAGGCCAAGCCGAUCAAAUGCGGGACCUUCGGCGCCGCCUCGCUGCAGCAGAGAUACCUGGCCACCGGGGACUUCGCGGGGAGCCUCAAUGUGUGGAAUUUAGAAGCUCCUGAAAUACCAGUGUACUCUGUGAAAGGUCAUAAGGAAAUCAUAAACAGUAUAGAUGGUGUAGGUGGCUUAGGAAUUGGGGAAGGUGCACCAGAAAUUGUGACUGGCAGUCGAGAUGGGACUGUGAAGGUGUGGGACCCAAGGCAGAAAGACACUCCUGUGGCUAACAUGGAGCCUGUGCAGGGAGAGAGCAAGAGAGACUGCUGGACAGUAGCAUUUGGUAACGCUUACAAUCAAGAGGAGCGUGUUGUUUGUGCUGGGUACGACAAUGGGGACAUUAAACUCUUUGACUUAAAAACUAUGUCACUGCGAUGGGAGACCAACAUUAAGAAUGGGGUCUGCAGUUUGGAGUUUGACAGAAAAGAUGUAAAUAUGAACAAGCUGGUGGCUACGUCACUCGAGGGAAAAUUCCACGUUUUCGAUAUGAGGACUCAGCACCCAACUAAAGGUUUUGCUUCUGUUUCAGAAAAGGCCCACAAAUCCACCAUAUGGCAGGUUCGGCACCUACCACAGAACAGAGAUAUAUUUAUGACGAGCGGAGGAGCUGGGAGCCUUCAUCUCUGGAAAUACGAGUACCCUGCUCAGCGCUCCAAGAAGGAUUCUGAAGGAGCUGAGAUGGGGGUGGCAGGUUCUGUCAGCCUCUUGCAGAACGUGACCCUGUCAACGCAGCCGAUCUCUAGCCUAGACUGGAGCCCUGACAAAAAGGGGCUGUGUGUUUGUGGUGCCUUUGACCAAACUGUGAGGGUACUGAUAGUUACCAAGCUUAACAAAGUCUGACAGGAGAACUUGGAUCUCUGAUGAGAAAGCAAUAUAGUUUGCAGUCUGUAAAUAUGGGAGGGAGAGACCUCCUGGUUCUAAUUUAAUUUCUCCCUUAUUAAAACUGGAUUAAAGAAAUAGAAACCAGAUCUUUCUAUUGAAAGUUCAGAUACGUGCACUUAGAGUUGUUUGGCUGAUUGCACUGCGAUGACUUGAAGUGGCCUGAGCACGCAACUUUCACCGUCUGGAAAUGUGAAUUUACGUUAAAACAAGAUGUGCCUUCGUGUUAACGCAGCCUGCAACUUCAGCGGUAACUUGAAAUUGCUUGUGUUCAGUUUAACCGCAGCGCAGAUCUGUUGGUGCUUGUUAAAUGGUCUGGCUCUUCUGCAUAUAGUAUUGUCCACAUGCACUCAGUGCAAUGGGAACUACUGUGUGCUCCCCAUAGGAACUCUUUGUGCUUGUUAGUUAGAAUGUUUGUUAAAGUGACUUAGGGGUCUUCAAUACACUAUAGAAUAUGUAUAGUACACUAUACAUAAUGAAUACUAAAAUAUUCAGGUUUAAUUGAGUAGACUUCUUACUGAAGAUGGUAUUGCAAUUAAGCUAUUGAGCAAAAUGCACUGUUUAACCAUUUUAGUUUGGUUUUGUAAUGAGUUUUUAUGUUCUGUUGAUUUUAUAUCUGUUUUUAACUUUGUAUUCUACAAAUAAAAUUAUAUGGAGUGUUGUCUUGAUAUAAA